Messenger RNA from Linepithema humile (Argentine ant), 838 nucleotides. RefSeq names its product endocuticle structural glycoprotein SgAbd-8. Gene Ontology annotation, molecular function: structural constituent of chitin-based larval cuticle. The record is from RefSeq and is a predicted model, not a curated record. NCBI's taxonomy places the organism in Eukaryota, Metazoa, Arthropoda, Insecta, Hymenoptera, Formicidae. Gene Ontology annotation, cellular component: chitin-based extracellular matrix.
GAUAAACGCUCGUCAGUAGUAACUUGCACGCAAUAUCUGGAAAACGAGGUAGUUCAGGAUGAAACUGCGCGUAAUUAUCUUGCUGAGCCUGGCGGCAGUAAUAUCGGCGGCAAACGAGCCAAUAGCCAUCAUCAGGCAGGAGCAGGAUAUCAGUCCAGACGGUAGCUACUUCUUGCAAUGGGAAAGCGCCAAUGGGAUAACCUUCGAGGAACGGGGAGUUCAAAAGAAUGCUGGCCAGAAGGAUAAGGAGGCUGAGGAAGUGCGCGGUUCGGCGACAUGGACCGCGCCCGACGGACAGAAAAUUAAUCUCGGCUGGCUGGCGGACGAAAACGGCGCUAUCUUCGAAGGCUCUCAUCUACCGACUCCGCCACCCCCGCCCGCAAUUCCACCCGCUAUCCAGCGCGCUCUCGACUGGAUAGCCGCUAACCCACCCAGAGAAGAAAGAAACAAAGUGUAAUUACUGAUGCAUCAUGGCUACAAAUACGUCGGACAUUUAUGAUACACUUGUUUAGCCUAAAGUCGUAUAUAAAAAUGAGACUAUAUAUUGGAUAAAAACAUGAUCUUAUUUCCGAUUUCUUGUAAACAUUAAUUCCUUGAUAAAAAAAAUUAAAUACAUUAUGAACAAUUAAUUAGGACAAUUGUGAUAUUGAAUUAUCAAAGUUUGCCAAACAGAUAAAUUCAGUUGUCAAUUACAUUAGGAUUGAUAACCGUUUCUGUUUAAUAUACAGUAUGAAAUUGUUAAGCAAUAAUAAUAAUCAAUUAUGUAUUGUUAAAGAGUAUUAUGUUUACAUCAAUACUGUAAUUAUUUUGGUUGGAUUAUAACAAUUUAAUUACCACA